Molecule: messenger RNA, 1335 nt
Organism: Trichosurus vulpecula (common brushtail)
Lineage: Eukaryota; Metazoa; Chordata; Mammalia; Diprotodontia; Phalangeridae
Gene: TMT1B
Product: methyltransferase like 7B
Exons: 2
Coding region: 111-845 (244 amino acids)
Molecular function (GO): S-adenosylmethionine-dependent methyltransferase activity
Source: RefSeq, a predicted model, not a curated record
AACAAACACUGUAGCGAAAGUAGAUAUGAGAAUUUAGGAGUCGAAACGGUGCCAGGCAGAAAGAAGAAAUCCAGUCACAGAGUGACAGAGAACUCACCCAGGACCCAAGCAUGGAUGUGGUGGUUUUUCUUCUCCAGGCAGUCCUGUGUCUCCUGACUCUACCCCUUCACCUGCUUGCCCUGUUUGGCUGCUGGCAACCUCUAUGGAGUAAAUACUUCCCCUAUCUCAUGGCAGUACUGACUCUCAAAAGCAACCAGAAGAUAGCAGGUAAGAAACAGGAGCUCUUUAGCCGGAUCAAGAAGCUGGCUGGAGCAUCUGGGAAGGUGACUUUGCUAGAACUUGGCUGCGGUACGGGUGCCAACUUUGAGUUCUACCCGGCUGGCUGCAGGGUCACCUGCAUAGAUCCCAACCCCCACUUUAAGAAGCUCCUGACAGAGAGUAUGGCCAAAAACAAGCACCUUCAAUAUGAAGAGUUUCUAGUAGCUCCAGGGGAGGACAUGAGUCAAGUGGCUGAUGGCUCCAUGGAUGCGGUGGUCUGCACCUUGGUCCUGUGCUCAGUCCAGAGCCCAAAGAAGGUCCUACAGGAAGUCCAGAGGGUGCUAAGGCCGGGAGGCAUCUUCUUUUUUUGGGAGCAUGUGGCUGAGCCCCCUGGAAGUUGGGCCCUGAUGUGGCAGCAGGUGGCCGAGCCCACUUGGAAGCACAUUGGCGAUGGCUGCUAUCUUACCAGGGAGACCUGGAAAGACCUGGAGAGAGCCAAGUUUUCUGAACUACAACUAGAAUGGCAACCCCCUCCCUUCAAGUGGCUACCAGUUGGCCCCCACAUCAUGGGACUGGCUGUGAAAUGAGCUUAUGGCACCACAAGACCAGCUGGAUUAUUCUGUCCCUCUCUUUGCCCACCACAGCCUGUUCUCUGAGAUGCCCUUGACCUCUCUAACCUCUACUCUGACUUCCUGCUUCUCCUUCCUUAGCUGGGCCUCCUCACUUCUCUUGCCCUCUCUACUGUUAUCUCACCAGGCCCCCUCUUCCUUUUCAACGCCUCCCAAUUAUCCUUCCCGUGACUCUACCAGCGAGACCUCUACUCCUAUUCACCCAAUCAGUUCUUCAGGAACUGAUCCCUACACUGAAGUAUAGACUUAUCUAUACAUAUCUCUCUCCUCUCUCUUUACCCACUUUGGUCUUCCUCUCCUCUCUCUCCCUACCUCCUCAAGCUACCAUUUCAGUCUUCAUUCUUACCCUCACCUCCUGGGGAGAGGUUUCCUCUCCUCUCCCCACCCCAACUUUACUCAUGUACACCAUCUCUUCCCCUAUCUCCCUAAUAAAGCCUGUGUCCAGAAA